This is a messenger RNA of Chrysoperla carnea, 1926 nucleotides long. RefSeq lists its product as uncharacterized. The coding region runs from base 138 to 1877 and encodes 579 amino acids. The record is from RefSeq and is a predicted model, not a curated record. The transcript is spliced from 8 exons. Lineage: Eukaryota; Metazoa; Arthropoda; Insecta; Neuroptera; Chrysopidae.
AUCAUUAAUAAUUAAAUAAGUAGCAUUAACCUUGUUACAAUUUUUGACGUAAACAAAUAUUCAAAUGUUUUACAGUCUUUAACUUGGCAACACUGUUAUUUGGCAACUAAACGUGAAUGUUAUAAAAAUUAUAGAAAAUGUCACGUAAACAAGAAAUAAACGGAAAUAAUACAUUUUUGGGAAAACGUAAAAAAAGUCGUACCAAAAAAACGUCAUCCAAAACACAUUUACAAAAUUGGAUUGAUUCAAGUAGUGGUGAUGUCUAUGAACAACAACAACAACAACAGCCGCAACCACAACAUUGUAAUGGAAUGUCGCCAAAUUAUAGCCCAUAUUGGCAACCAAUAAUACCAAAUCAAAGACUUUAUCCAGCUGUAUCCGAUCCAUCUGUUUGUAAUUAUCCAAUGGGAAUGCCGUUUCGUUAUCGUGUUGAACCAACUAUGUCGUUACCUGUGUAUCCAAUGUAUCAACCUUGGCAAGCUGGUUCAAAUACAAAUAUUAGUCAUCAACCUAGAAUGAAGCCGAAAUUGGCUACGUCUACAGAUAGCGUUUAUAGUUCGAGUAAAAAUAAUGAUUCAUUACAUAAUCAAGAUUUUACAAGUUUACCACCGGUUAUUGAUCGUUUAAUUGUUGAAGAUUCUGACAACAAACGUCGAUUCAGUGAUCCAGGUUUAGGACCUGGUAUUAUUGUUGACAGUGACGGAAGUUCAGGUCGUAGUUCAGUAUUAACUGUUGAUAAUAAAGAGAAUGGACUUUUAUACACUUUAAUUGAACAAGUAAAUGCCUUAAAAGAAAGUAAUCGAAGACUAUUUAGAGAGUUACAUGAAACAAAAUCGGAAUUGAAUGCAUUGAAACAACAAGCAUCGGCCUGGACACGACGAGAUCGAGAUUAUGAACCAGGAAGCUUAGCAGAGGUGAUUCGUGAAGUACGCGAUGCAGCCAAAGUCCGUGAGGAUGCUUUAAUUACAAAAGUUCGUCAUAUGAUUGAAGAGAAAAACUUUAAUCGGUCAUACUUUUCACCAAGCCUUAACUCAUCCAGAGAAAUUGAUGACUUGCGGAUUCAAUUAAAGGAUGCACAUUUGGAAAAGCAACGUGACAAAGAUCGAUUAUCUAAAUUGGAAGAAGAAAUACGUAAUCUUAAAAUUAAUACUUCAAGAACUGAAUUAGAAGAUAUUCCUGAAGGAAACGUAACAAAAAAUUUGGGUAAUAUAAAUUUGACAUCAUUUGAAAAUAAAAAGAAACCAUUGUGGGGAUUUUUAAGUAAUUUCUUAAAUUCAACAACUGGUGAUAAUAUUGUACAAGGUACUCCAGCAAUCGAGCCAGAUGGGGACGAUGAAAUUGUUGAUUGUAGUAUGACGACUAAAAAUACUCCAAUUAGUAACGAAACUUUUGAUUCUUGUACACCACCAUUAACAAGCAGUUCUGAUAAAAUCGUUAAUUCGACUAUGGCUGAAACGGUAUCGUCAUUGGAAAAUAAUUCGGAGAUUCAAGGUACAACUCAAGUUUUGGAACUUGAACAAGAAACACUACAAUUAAGACGUGAUUUACAAGAGGCUGUAGAUGGACGAAAAGAAGCAGAAGCAAAAAAUAUGAAAUACGAACGUCAAUUUCACCUGCAUCAACGUAUUCGAAGUAACACGUCAUCGCCAAAUGAAACAAAAAUCAUAAAUACAACACCAAUAUCAUCCGCAUCAACAAAUCCAUUCGAAACGAAUUCCUUUUUAGAAGAUUGUGACAAUAAUAAAAACGAUCAUAAUAAAACUUCACCGCAACAAAAACAUCAACCAAUUGAACAUCAUCAUACUACGACUGGAAUCAAUUUUGAAACUACAUCCCCAUUGCAUGUAACAUUAUCGGGCCCGGUUACUGAUCUCUGACGUCAGUUAUAUUCUAUCACAUAUUCGACAUCAAUCAUUGCUGCUAAUA